AUGGCGACGAAUUCUAUCAAGCUUUUGACUGGUAACAGUCAUCCCGAGCUGGCAAAUCUGGUUGCAGAUAGGCUCGGCAUCGAAUUGACCAAGAUCAUGGUUCUCCAGUACUCAAACCAGGAAACGAGCGUGACGAUAGGAGAGAGUGUGCGAGAUGAGGACGUAUUCAUUCUGCAAUCGACCCGGCCGAACGACAUCAACGACGGAUUGAUGGAGCUGCUGAUUAUGAUCAAUGCUUGCAAGACUGCCUCCGCGAGACGUAUCACAGCUGUCAUUCCGAACUUCCCAUAUGCUCGUCAGGACAAGAAGGACAAGAGUCGUGCACCGAUCACCGCUAAACUCAUGGCCAACAUGCUACAGACAGCCGGCUGCAACCAUGUCAUUACUAUGGACCUCCACGCCAGUCAGAUCCAGGGCUUCUUCAACGUCCCCGUCGACAACCUGUAUGCUGAGCCUAGCAUGCUCAAGUGGAUCCGGGAGAAUCUUGAUGUCAGCAACUGUGUGAUUGUCAGCCCUGACGCCGGUGGUGCGAAGCGUGCUACCGCCAUCGCUGAUCGAUUGGACCUACAAUUUGCGCUGAUCCACAAGGAACGCCCGCGCCCGAACGAGGUCUCGCGCAUGGUCCUCGUUGGCAGUGUGAAAGACAAGGUCGCGAUUAUCGUCGAUGAUAUGGCUGACACUUGCGGUACUCUCGUCAAAGCGGCGGAUACAGUGAUGCAACAUGGAGCGAAGGAAGUCAACGCCAUUGUUGUUCACGGCAUUCUCUCUGGCAAGGCCAUCGAUAAUGUUAACAACAGCUGUCUGAAGCGCAUCGUUGUCACCAACACUGUUCCCCAUCAAGAGAAGAAGGAGCAAUGCGACAAGAUCGAGACGAUCGAUAUCAGCCCGACGCUCGCCGAGGCUUGUCGCCGCACCCAUAACGGUGAAUCCGUCAGCUUCCUGUUUUCCCACACAGUCGCUUAA
Messenger RNA from Aspergillus calidoustus, 963 nucleotides. Lineage: Eukaryota; Fungi; Ascomycota; Eurotiomycetes; Eurotiales; Aspergillaceae. The record is from the annotation of a GenBank genome assembly.